AUGGCCAGAAGGAACCACACGGCCCUGACUGAGUUCAUCCUGCUGGGGUUAGCUGACACGAUGGAGCUACAGAUUGUCCUCUUUCUGCUUUUUCUGGUGAUUUACACACUUACAGUUUUGGGGAAUGUUGGGAUGAUCCUCGUAAUCAGGACUGACUCCCGACUUCACACACCCAUGUAUUUCUUCCUGGCGAACCUGUCCCUCGUGGAUGUUUGUUACUCCUCCACCAUCACCCCAAAGAUGCUGGCGGACCUAUUAUCAGAGAAGAAAACCAUCUCCGUUGCGGGCUGCUUCCUGCAACUGUACUUCUUCAUCGCCUUGGCCACGACUGAAUGCAUCCUCUUUGGGUUAAUGGCCUAUGACCGGUAUGUGGCCAUAUGCAACCCACUCCUUUACCCUGUGGUCAUGUCCAGGACAGUGUGCCUCAAAAUGGCAGCGGGCGCUUUUACAGCAGGGUUCUUGAACUCCAUGGUUAACACAAGUUAUGUGAGCAGCUUGCCAUUCUGCAGUUCCAAUGUCAUUCAUCAUUUCUUCUGUGACAGCCCUCCACUUUUUAGGCUCUCAUGUUCCAACACACACCUGAAUGAAAGUAUCAUUUCCACAUUUGCUGGUGUGAAUAUGGUGGGAAGUCUGCUGGUCAUCCUCACCUCCUACUCCUAUGUUCUCUUUUCUAUCUUCCGUAUGCAUUCAAGGGAGGGGAGGCGCAAAGCCUUCUCAACCUGUGCCUCUCACCUGACCGCUAUAACUCUGUUCUACGCCACCGCCAUCUAUACCUAUCUGAGACCUAGUUCCAGCUACUCUCUGGAUCAGGACAAAGUGGCUUCCGUGUUCUACACGGUGGUGAUCCCCAUGUUGAAUCCUCUGAUCUACAGCCUGCGGAAUAAGGAAGUAAAGAAGGCUUUAUGGAAUGUAACUAGCAGGACACGCAUCCCUUCAUUUCUCUGA
Messenger RNA from Ailuropoda melanoleuca (giant panda), 945 nucleotides. Its product is annotated as olfactory receptor 5F1. NCBI's taxonomy places the organism in Eukaryota, Metazoa, Chordata, Mammalia, Carnivora, Ursidae. The record is from RefSeq and is a predicted model, not a curated record. The transcript has a single exon. Bases 1 to 945 code for a protein of 314 amino acids. Gene Ontology annotation, molecular function: G protein-coupled receptor activity; olfactory receptor activity. Gene Ontology annotation, cellular component: membrane. Gene Ontology annotation, biological process: G protein-coupled receptor signaling pathway.